Molecule: messenger RNA, 492 nt
Organism: Phaeodactylum tricornutum CCAP 1055/1
Lineage: Eukaryota; Bacillariophyta; Bacillariophyceae; Surirellales; Neidiaceae
Exons: 1
Coding region: 91-471 (126 amino acids)
Cellular component (GO): membrane
Source: RefSeq, a predicted model, not a curated record
CCUCUCUUUAGAGCGAGCUUAACCUGGUCGUCUGAAGGAAUUGCAGUAUUCUAUUAGCACAAGUGCACUCGCAGACUCAACAUCAUCGAAAUGGACGACGCCAAGUCGACGGACGACGACGAGUCCGCGUGGACGGCGUUCGACAUACUCCAGACCGUAGCGCUUUUUGGGGCUACUGGUUUGGCCGAAAUUGGCGGUGGUUGGCUCGUCUGGAAGGCAGUGCGGGAUUCCAGCAAGCCCUGGUGGUGGGCAGUUGUCGGUAGCGCUGUCCUGAUUAUCUACGGAUUCCUACCGACCCUUCAGACGAUCGACUCCUUCGGUCGUAUCUACGCUGUCUAUGGAGGAUUCUUUAUCAUUUUAUCCUUCCUAGCGGGAUGGCUUUUGGAUGGAGAUCGCCCGGAUAAGGGAGAUUGGAUUGGAGGCACUGUUGCGCUGGUCGGCGUGUCGCUUGUCUUGUUCUGGCCUCGAUGAUAUAAAAAAUAGGCGACUCUC